AUGCCAAUAGCAACGGUAACUUUUGACGAAAAAGCACCACCGUUAUCAAAUUCACAGCCGAAUAAUAAUGGGGAAGAAGAAAUACGACUACCAGAAACGAAUAAUGUUAAUGAUGACGAGAAAGUACCGUUAUCAAAUUCACAACCGAAUAAUAAUGGAGAAGAAGAAAUACGACUACCAGAAACGAAUUAUGAUAAUGAUAACGAGAGAAUACAAUUAUCGCAUCCAAAGUCGAAUGAUAGCAGUGAAGACAGUGAAAUUUCCAAGGAUAAUUGCAUUGUGAGUCAAAUAACAACGUUAACGACACCCACAACAAUACCGCACGAAAAUAAUUCAGUAGUCAUUGAAAUUGAUAAUAAUACUACUCAGGCUGGAAAUUUAGACUCACCGCCGCCGUUACCUACAACUACUACAACACAAAUAACUCAAGAAAGAAUAAUACAAAUGAUAAAUGAGGCUCGUGAGGCAUAUACGCGCCUUUGGUUUAAUUCUCUAUGUCGGUGGCCGCUUUUGACUGCUUAUGCUAUUCUAGGAUUAAUAGGGGCUGUUGAAUUUAUUCAUCACUCGUCCACAGUUGCCUGUCUAUUUUCAGCUUUUUCACGAAGAAACGUUUCGGAGAUUGAAUUGCCUUCUUUAUCGUUGUUGCAGAUAUCUUCAAGUCGUUUGACAGUUCAGAAUCGUUUUCCGUUGUUGUAA
Messenger RNA from Ambispora leptoticha, 696 nucleotides. NCBI's taxonomy places the organism in Eukaryota, Fungi, Glomeromycota, Glomeromycetes, Archaeosporales, Ambisporaceae. The record is from the annotation of a GenBank genome assembly.